Meira miltonrushii is the source of this 2284-nucleotide messenger RNA. RefSeq names its product Las1-domain-containing protein. The coding region runs from base 47 to 1786 and encodes 579 amino acids. NCBI's taxonomy places the organism in Eukaryota, Fungi, Basidiomycota, Exobasidiomycetes, Exobasidiales, Brachybasidiaceae. The transcript has a single exon. Gene Ontology annotation, molecular function: endonuclease activity. Gene Ontology annotation, biological process: maturation of 5.8S rRNA; maturation of LSU-rRNA. Gene Ontology annotation, cellular component: preribosome, large subunit precursor; Las1 complex. The record is from RefSeq and is a predicted model, not a curated record.
AACACUCCUUAGCACAUAGAAUGGAAAGAGCAAUAUAGCAUCCAAAAUGCAACUACCACGAAGGACUGCAAAUGUUCAUCGUCACGAGCUGGAAGAGCUGUUUGCUUUGCUUUACCCUUCAGGCGCACAUGCGAUCGCAAUUGAUGAUGGAUAUCACAAACAGCGAAGACAAGGAAUUGAACGAUGCAAGGUUUGGCUGAACAGAGGAGCAUGUCCACAUGCAGUAGAGAGCACGAUGGGAUUGAUCGAAGCACAACAAUUGGAUGAACGACUGUUGAUGCCUUCAUUCACGCAAGAUUUCUCGCUUCAACAACAAGAUUGGCAAUGGUGCGUUCGUAGUACGUAUUCAAUGGCACUUUUGCGAUUCGUCAAUGCAUUGGCAGAUUCUAUGCAAACGGGAUUAUAUGCUCAAUCCAUAUUCAUGAUCGCAGAAAAGAUCGGAUUGCCACUUUGGUUCGUGGAGAUUCGACAUGCGGCCACUCAUGAAGAAAUGCCAAGUUUGCAUGUCUUACGUCAAGCAAGCGUUGAUGCUCUAGGAUGGCUGCAGAAUCAAUUUUGGCUGCCAAACAUUCAACAGCAAUCAGUACGAAGUGAGUCGAUGCAACAGGGUACAAGCACUGCCGAAUACGAUGGCAACAUCUUAGAUUUGGAUGACGAACAAAAGAAGAUCACACAAGCAACAGCUGAAGAAUUACGACAACAUUUAGCAGCAUAUCGUAAACUUGCCAAACAGAUUGCUAACGAUGCUUCUUUGAGAGGUCCAAGCAAGGCUACCAUACUCUCAAUUCAGACCCGGAUGGUGAAAUGCAUACGCAAGGCAGAUGAAGUGCUGAUCAAGCAACGCAAGAGCCUGCUUCAAAACAAGGGAAGCAAUAGCAUAGAUGAGGCAAAGCUCAUUGCUCUGGGACAGCUGAAUGCAUGUGAUAUCCUGGCGGAUGUGCUUUUGGAACCGGGAGGCUUGAUCCCGUUGGCUUUACGCAAGAGACUAUGCUCAACAAGCAAAGGAAGAAUUCCAGCUAUGACUCCAAUCUUGGCGGAUACAUGGAUGCCUUUAUUAAAAUACUUCGUCGAAGAAGUGGAAAGCUUUGACGUUGCUUUGAUUGAUAACUUAAUCGAUUGUGUGACCCAACAAGAUCAACAGCGGCAACAGCAAGAUAGUACAGUGGAUGAAAACACGAAAGCUUUGCAAGAACAGUCAAUCGUUGAUACAGCGGCAAGUUGGUUGUUAUACCUGAUAGGAAGUGGCAGCGAAGGGGGCAAUAAAUCUCGAAUGUUCGACACGAGUGAUGGAUCACAGUUAUCAUAUACGACAAUCGUUCGCAAAUGCCUGGCUCAACCAUCAAAGACGUUUAUUGCGGUAGCUCAAACGCUUUGUCAAAGCAAUCCUACCUUGAUGGAGCGUGUGGGACAUUUGCUUGAACUAGCAGAAUCAACAGUGAUGCUCGACAAGAAUUCAAAGCAGUCACAGGAGGCAAAAGGCGAAGCACAAUCCGAAGAAGCUGAUGAACAAAUGACAGAUUUGGAACGAUCAAUCUUGGCGAUGGAAAAGCAAUUAGACGCAUUGAAGAAAGAUGAUGCCGAAGAGAUUAAAAAGAAUUCCACAAAAGAUGAAAUUGCUUUACCGUCAGAUGAAGGUGAAAUUGCUUGGCAAUCACGUCAAAAUGCCGUUUGUGCAUUAUUGCAGGGUUGGAGUACAUACAAUCAAACAGAUUGGAAACCUAUGCCGAUCGGCUGUUUAUCUGGAGGAGGACCGAUCGCAGAACAAUUUGAGUUUGAGCUUAAUUGAUUGAAAGCUUGGACUGCACAUGCAGGGAACGCGCAUAAGACUUGACUUGGCUACUCAAUCAAUGGCACGUUCUUUCCAACGUGCGGGAAGCAUGAAUCUUAAAAGAUCAUCAGGACGCUAACGGAAAAGAACAACACUUUUCUACAGCCGUAAAAACAACAGGUAUGGCGUGUUUCAAGAAGUAUUUAGGGGCUCCUGCUUUUUUAUCUCGGCAUCUGUUUAUCGGAUGAUGAAGAAAUGUAUGUUAUGCUGGUACUAUAAAAAGGGAGAGUAUAAAUUAUAAUUGUUCAUGAUCACCAUAUAAGCCCCUUAAAACAUAAUGGUAAGCUUGAAAGAUUUAUUACCUGGUAAGACAACUUCAACCAACGAAGAUAUCUCGACCGGUCAAGUCGCGAUCACCGAUGCAUCCGGAAGGACGCUUGGUUUAGAAGAUCCAAACGAUCCACGUUUACAAGAUGAUCCAACAAUCUUUGCAACGGGCGAAAUAACUGAUCCAUC